Messenger RNA from Triticum aestivum (bread wheat), 1446 nucleotides. RefSeq lists its product as uncharacterized. NCBI's taxonomy places the organism in Eukaryota, Viridiplantae, Streptophyta, Magnoliopsida, Poales, Poaceae. The transcript has 2 exons. The record is from RefSeq and is a predicted model, not a curated record. The coding region runs from base 338 to 1057 and encodes 239 amino acids.
UGGCUUCCUCCAGCGCCUCCAACCCUACCCUCUCCGGCCAAGUCACCGAGCGCCUCACCCGCACCAACUACAUCCUGUGGCGUACCCAAAUCACGCCACAACUCCGCGGUGCUGGUUUCUUCGGGUACGUGGACGGGAGCAUGCCGGAGCCAGCCAAGGUCGUGUCUCCAAGGACAAGGAUGGCAAGAAGGAGACCAUCCCGAAUUCUCUACAUCAACUUUGGAUCAGGGAAGACCAGCAGGUACUGGGUUAUCUUCUGAAUAAUCUGUCCAAAGAAGUGCUCGUACAGGUGACCGCGAUCACCCACGCACACGAGCUCUGGACGGCGUUGGCAAGGAUGUUCUCGUCAACCUCGCUGUCCCGCAUCAACAACAUCCGCGCUGCCCUCACGAACCCGCAGAAGGGAACACAAUUGGUGGCCAUGUUCUUUGCGCACAUGCGCUCCCUCGCCGACGAGCUUGCAGCGGCAGGGCGGCCACUUGAGGAUGACGAGCUGAUCUCCUACAUCCUCAACGGCCUCGACAUGGACUACCAACCGUUGGUCUCUGCCCUUGACGCCCGCACCAUCCCGGUCACUCUUGAUGAAUUGUUUGCUCAGAUGAGUAACUUUGAUCAAAGGGUGGCUUUGUUCCAAGGGGCAGGGACCGGCGGCGGCUUCAAGUCUUCGGCGAACAUCGCCACACGCGGCCGCGGCGGUGGCGGCUCAGUUACCGUGGACCUCCUCGCAACAAGGGCAAGGGCCAUGGUGGGGGCAACAGCAGCGGCCAGAAAGGCAACCCGCGCGGCGGCGGCCGACCCUCCUCCACCAACAAUAGGGGUCGGCGCACCAGCUCCUCCAACAGCAAUAAAUCACGCCCGGACGCUGUUAGGUGCCAAAUCUGUGGCAAGCUGGGACACUCAGCAAAAGAUUGCUGGUACCAAUUUGAGGAUGAUUAUGAUGCAUCGUCCCAAGAUGAAAAGGUGGCCGGGGCGGCUGAAGCCUCAUAUGGUGUUGACACGAACUGGUACGUCGACAGCGGAGCCACAAACCACAUCACCGGCAAGCUGGAAAAAGUGACCGUGCGCGAGAAGUACCGUGGCCAAGAUCACAUCCACACCGCUAGUGGAGAAGGCCACGAGGAAGGUGCUAUAUCGAGGUAGAUGUGUUCGCGGGCUUUACCCAUUGAUUCCGGAGAUUAGAAGACUCAAUAAACAAGUUUUUAGUGCCACCAAAGUCUCAUCAACACAGUGGCAUGAUCGAUUAGGACAUGCAUCUUUUUCUUUAGUUGAGCGUUUGCUUAGGAAAAAUAAGCUCCCAUAUGUUGGAGAGCGUGAUGUUGAAACAAUUUGUGAUUCCUGCCAAAGAGCUAAAAGUCAUCAGUUGUCUUAUCCUAUUUCUACAAGUAUUUCUACCAAGCCUUUGCAGCUUAUUUUUUUCUGAUGUGUGGGGACCCGCUCCCUCCCUCC